CCCUCCUCCUCCCCUCCACAAACGCUGAGCGGUGGUCGGAGUGCAGCAGCGCUUAUGGGCGAGACGCACUUUCUGGGGUUUUAAGGAAACGAUCUCGCGCUGAAAUGAACCAGAGCCCGGUCUCCGGCGCGGAUUGACACGGAAACUUUUGCGAUGGCCGCAAAGGCGCAAAAGUAGCCGCAAGAGAGAGAGAGAGAGAGAGAGAGAGAGAGAGAGAAGGAGAGAGAAGAGAGAGAGAGAGAGAGAGAAGACAGAGAGAGAGAGAGAAGACAGAGAGAGAGAGAGAGAAGACAGAGAGAGAGAGAGAGAAGACAGAGAGAGAGAGAGAAGACAGAGAGAGAAGACAGAGAGACAGAGAGACACACAGACAGAAGGAGAAUAUCUCCGCUCAGAUCGCCACCGCACGCAGGCGCAGGGCUGUAGAAUGAGAUCCCGCUGCAGCUUCUAACGGCAACAAAACCGAGUCGGAAAACCGUUUGUUUUUGUUUUCUUUUUUCGCCCUCUCCUGAUUUUCUGUCGCAACUCGGCUUCCGAGGCUGUUGUUUUGAACCUGUGAUAGAUCCUAAUUAUGGCGGGGAAAGGGACAUCACAAGGCACGGGAAUAUUGCUUGUGACGGCCAACGUCGGCUCUCUCUUCGAAGAUAAAAAUUUGCCAAUUCUAAAUGAAACAAGAAAAUAAAUUGCUACAGGGAUUCCAUGGGAUGCAACAAAAAUAUCACGUGAGCAGGAGAUUUAUACUUUCACAUGCCUGAAAACCUUCAGAAGACAUGGCUGAGGGAGUUCUAUCAGACGGUGCACUCACACAAACCACACUUUGUGGCCUUACACUGUCAAGAAGUGGGUGGGAAAAAUUAUGAGGAGUCCAUGGCACACGUGGACAGCUUCGUCAAAGAGUUACUGUCCAGCGACGCCAUGAAGGACUACAACAGAGCCCGUGUCUACCUCGAUGAGAACUACAAGUCUCCAGAGCAUUUCACAGCACUAGGAAGUUGCUACUUUAUACAUGAAUCCUUAAAAACCAUCCACCAGUUUGAUUUCAAAGCCAAGAAGUUCAAGAAGGUGGUUGGCAAGGAGGUCUACUCGGACACUUUAGACAGCACGUCCAUGCUGGAGAAAGAGAAGUUCCCUCAAGACUACUUUCCAGAGUGCAAAUGGUCCAGAAAAGGCUUUAUCAGGACUCGUUGGACACUGGGGGAUUGUGCCUUUGACCUGGUCAAUAUUCACCUGUUUCACGAUGCCUCCAACCUGAUAGCCUGGGAAAACAGCCCGUCUGUCUAUUCAGGCACAAGGCAGAAAGCUCUCGGCUAUGUUCUGGACAGGAUCACAGACCAGCGUCAUGAGAAGCUUCCAUAUUUCCUGUUUGGUGAUUUUAACUUCAGGCUGGACUCCAAGCAGGUUAUAGAGAGUUUGUGUUCAACAGCCACUAUGCAGACGGUUCGAACUGCAGACACCAACCAAGUGGACAAGCUCAUAUUCCGAGAGUCGGACAAUGACCGCAAGGUUGUGUUACAACUCGAAAAGAAGCUUUUUAACUACAUUAACCAGGAUGUUUUCCGGGAAAACAACGGAAUGCUGCUAUUAGAGUUUGAUAAAGAGAAGGCUGUCUUUAAGGAUCGUCUGCACGAGCUGGACAUUUCAUUUCCUCCCAGCUACCCAUACAGUGAGGACACCAGUCAGGGGAAGCAGUACAUGAAUACACGAUGCCCUGCCUGGUGUGACCGCAUCCUCAUGUCUUCUUCUGCCAAAGACCUGGUGUUAAAGCCAGAGGCUGAGGAGAAGUCAAUAACAUAUGACAAUAUUGGGCCCAAUGUCUGUAUGGGGGACCACAAGCCUGUUUUCCUGUCCUUUCGAUUAACCACAGGGGCAGAUAAAUGCUGCCAAAGAAUGGAGGGGAUUUCACCACAAGAGACCCUGUGAGAAACUCAGAGACAGCUGGAUACACACACUCUCUCACACACACUCUCAGAAAACCCUGAUAAGACUUUUCAGCAGGACUGACCAGUCGUAUUGAAACAAGUGCAAGCCAUCACACCGAAAGAUAUGGCAUCAUGUGCACAAGCGUGAUAUAAGAUUCAGGAACACACACGAAUGUCAAGCACACAAACACAGCUUAUACCACACACUUCUCUUGUUGGACACUUUUCCUGCAACCUUUUCCCAGAACACCAACACACGGACAAACAAGUUAAAGGACAACUCUUCUUAUAUGACAUAGCCUUGUUUCCAAAACUCUAAUAGAAAAAUCAGAAGUACUACAUAUUUUAAAGACAAUACUUACGAUUUUUAGAUAUGCCUCUACAUUAUAAAAGAUACUUCCUAACUUGUGUAAGAUGUUUUAAGAAGUGCAAUGCAAAAAAAAAAUGUUGUAUAUGUAUAGUGUUAGGUUUAUUUGUACAUUGGAUAAUUAUAUAGUGGUGUUGAUGUUUUUUAGUGCUGUUUUCUUUCUAUUUUGGCAAGCUUGUGCAGUCUCUCUAUCUCUCUCUCUUUCUCUCUCUCUCUCUCUCUCUCUCUCUGUCAGAUUAGAUUAGGUAUUUUUCAUUUAAUUUCAUUUCAACAAUUGACAUUAGUUUGCUUUAUUUCCUUUCCUUGCUUUGAUGUGGGAGCCUCGUGUGCCAUUUUUCUGCCAUUCUCCAAGUCUCAUUUUAUAUACUGUACUUUUUAAAGAGAUGAUAAUUUAUUAUUCUUACCAAAAUGAUUACACUGAGGUGUGGAUAGAAACUUGCCACUUGUCAGCUGAAACGUUUGAAUAGUUAGUUAUAUAUUAAAACACAUCAUCUGAAGUGCACCUUUUUUUUUUUCUUUUUUUUUUGCAGUCAUAUGAUUUUAUCGUAGCCUGAGCUAUCUGAGCUAUUCUAACCAGUGUCAUAGGCCAUGCAAGUAGCUAUAUAAGAUAUUGUUUCAUAUAGCAGUCUCACUUGGUUAAUGCAUUAUUAUUCUUAUCCUAACUUAUUUCUGUGUAAUAAUAUGGUUCUGAAUGUGAUAUUUUAGAUAGGCUUGGGUAUCUUUAAAACAUGUAAACUUACUUUUUUUUUUUUUUAAGAUUUUUGUUUGUUUUUUUUUUUGUUUGUUUGUUUUCUUUUGUUACUGCGUCAUGGUGCCAAGUAUUGUACACAGCAGACAAAUGUGUGUUUAAGAGUUUGUGCAGUCGGUAGGAGGAAACCGGUCGCUGUAAACCGCGCACUAUUGGACCGAAUAGUGAUAGUAAAUACCACGCUAGGCUGUUUUGAAACACACUUUAGUGUGGUGUAGUGCGCGGUUUGGGACGCGGCCUGAGUUGCUCCGUCUAUUUCACCGUUAAUCCGCUUUCACAGCUCGUUAGAGCUUUAAAAUGGCGAUUAGCAGUCGGCCGACGUUUCCUCAUAACGAUUUUAAUUUAGUACACUACAUAGUUCAGCAGGUAGUCUGAUAUUUGGAUGUCCUUUUUUCUCAUUUGAAUCACCGUAAGUGAGAAUGAAUUCAUGUCGUCGUAAGAGUGGCUUCCCAAACUGGCAUAGCAGACUAAAUAGUGUCAAAUUAGUGCUCUAACUCAAAUGUGACAUAACCUACGACACUGCAGGUCUCUUUAUUUAAUAAAUGUGAGCGUUUGGGGGAAAACAGGGCGUUAUUUAGACGACACGAAUGUAUUCUAUCAGCCAAAAAUUUCAACGUACUGUUUAGUAGUAGCCUACUAUUUAGUACGGUAGUAUGCCAUUUUGGAUUCUGCUCAAUAACCUUUCCCCUUUGCGCCGGUCACGUGAUGCGGUGUGUUCCCUAUGUCCCUAUGUAAUAGCAUAUAGAGAUUGAGCUCCAUGGGUGGCCUGCUGGCCCCUUCAAGCAAUAAAACCAUUAGAACUGAA
Molecule: messenger RNA, 3836 nt
Organism: Tachysurus fulvidraco (yellow catfish)
Lineage: Eukaryota; Metazoa; Chordata; Actinopteri; Siluriformes; Bagridae
Gene: inpp5a
Product: inositol polyphosphate-5-phosphatase A
Exons: 17
Coding region: 745-1917 (390 amino acids)
Biological process (GO): phosphatidylinositol dephosphorylation
Molecular function (GO): inositol-polyphosphate 5-phosphatase activity
Source: RefSeq, a predicted model, not a curated record